AUGGGUAGCAGCGAAGGACAGACCUAUUGUCUUCGAUGGAACAACCAUAAAUCAAAUUUGGUUGAAAUCCUUGAUGCUCUCAUUAAAAUGGAGUCAUAUGUUGAUUGUACAAUAGUUGUGGAUGAACAAGUUCAAUUUAAGGCACAUCGUGUUGUAUUAGCUGCUAAUUCACCAUAUUUUCAAUCUAUAUUACAAGAUGUUCCAAUGGAUCACUGUAGUAUAUUAUUUCCUGGUGUACAGGCAUUUGAAAUGCGUGCAUUAUUAGAGUAUAUGUAUACUGGAGAGGUAAAUGUUACACAAAGUCAAAUACCACGUAUUAUGAAAAUUGCUGAACAAUUAGAAGUUAAAGGUUUAUUUGAUAUGACUGACUUAAAAGAAAAAUUUACAAAAUUUGAAGAUAAUGGCCCACCUAAUCAUACACCAUAUAAUGUUCCUUUUACACCACCAUUACCACCUCCACAACAUCAACAAUCAUCGCCUGUUAUUACAACAUCAUCAAAUAUUACACAACAUCAGGCACAAAGUAGUAGUUCCCCACCGCCAUCAUAUUUAUAUAAGUCACCAUAUUCUAGUCUGUAUACAAAAAGUCCAGGUCCAUCUGAACACAGACGCAGCAUUGACGAUCGUAAUGAACGUUACAAUUCAUCAAAUGAAAGACAUGAAACACAAGAGCGUGGUUUACAUAAUGAACGAAAUACUGAAAGAGUUCUUGAUAAAAGUCCACCAUCGCAAACCCAACAGCGAUCAAUUACACCUCCACCAUCUCAACCACCACCCUCAUCUUCUCAACAACACACUCCAUGGCCGAUCUCAUCAGUAAUAGGACCCGGUUCCAUCCCAACGUCAGCUGCAGCAGCCGCUAUGUUAAGUUCUGUUUAUGAAAGUGCGCCGGAUAUGAAUCCACUAAAACGUAAAAAACUAUCAUCGAUCUCAAGCAUGUUGAUGGCCAGUGACACACCUAUAUUAAGAAACGUCCUUGCCCAAAGCCAUGCAGCUGAUUCAUCCCAACCUAUGCCAUUAAUUAAACAAGAAAGGGAGAACGAGAAACAAGGACCAUUGAACUGCUCAGGACCCUUAGAUUACAAUAAUGAAAAGUACGCAAAAUAUGAUGAACCACACUCUCCAUUUAUGGAUAAAUCUUGUGAUGAUGAUCAAAUGUUCAUGAAAAAUGAUUGUUCACCAAAUGAACGACUUGGAAAUAUGUCAUAUUCAUCUAACAACAAUUCACAAAAACCAGAAUGGAAACGUUAUAAGCAAUAUACAAGAAGUGAUAUCUUAGCUGCCAUUGAAUGCGUACGCAACGGGAUGAGUGCUUUGCAAGCAUCCAGAAAAUUCGGUGUACCAUCACGCACUCUUUACGACAAAGUAAAAAAACUGGGUAUCACUACAGGCCGUCCUAUGAAUCGUACAAUAAAACGAAGUCCAAGUACAGGAAGUAGUUCUGCUAGUUUUCCUUUUGGUUUAAGUGGAACUGCUCACCCUGCCUAUAGCCAGGCUGAAGCAAUGCUUUCCCAAAUGCAUGAAUCUAAUGAAUUACAUUCAAGCCAUUUACGCGGUAAUAACAAUAGUAGUAAUGGUAACGGUAAUGGUGAAAAAGAACAUCGUGAACAUCAUUUACCACCAAAUCUACCGCACCCAGCCGCUGCUGCAUUACUUGAUCCAACAUUCCUACAACAAGCAUUUGAAUCACGUGGCGGUGAUAUAGCUGGACGUGAAGCAUUACACGCAAUGGCAUUAGCAGCAGCAGCACACGCUGCUGUCAAUGGUAUCUCAACAAGUCCCGGUACUAAUGGUACAGCAAGAUCACCCAGUCCUGGAUUUGCCUUAAAAUAUUCAAGAUCUCAUCAAAAUUCACCACCACCAACUUCUACUACAAAUAUGAAUUUGAAUAGAUCAUCUUCAUCAUCAACAUAUUCCCGACAUCAAUUAAGAAUACCACAAGAUACUGAACAUAAUAUGCAUAAUGAAAGAAAUUUAAAAAGAGAAUGCAUUAUGAAAUAUGACCGUGAACUCGACAAUGAUGAUGAUGAUGACGAUGAUGAUGAUAAUGAACAAGAUCGUGUCGAAGAUCUAUCUGUUAAUAGGAAAUCAAUAACAGUACAACAAAAUUUAAAAUCACCAUCACCAACAAGACCAUUAUCACCAUCAUCAUCAUCACAUCCACCACAUUCUCCAACAUUACAACCACCAUUACCGCUACCAUCAAGAUCACCAUCAUCAUUACAUCAAACGAACAAUGAAAGUAAUCAUCAUUUACAUCAAUCACAUCAUAAUAAAAAUACAUCAUCAUCAUCAUCAUCAACAUCAUAUAAUACUGGUAAUCAACAAUCUACUGGUGUUAUAAUGCCACCAAUUAUAUCAAAACUUUCUUCAAAUACUAUUAGUGAAACAACAACAACAACAACAGAUUAUCCAGUGAGUCAUGAAUCGACAGUAACAUCAGCACCAACAUUAUCAAUGAAAAGAGAACUGAUAGCAGAAGAUGAAACAAGAGACUAG
Molecule: messenger RNA, 2499 nt
Organism: Condylostylus longicornis
Lineage: Eukaryota; Metazoa; Arthropoda; Insecta; Diptera; Dolichopodidae
Gene: rib
Product: broad-complex core protein
Exons: 4
Coding region: 1-2499 (832 amino acids)
Biological process (GO): regulation of transcription by RNA polymerase II
Cellular component (GO): nucleus
Molecular function (GO): protein binding; DNA binding
Source: RefSeq, a predicted model, not a curated record